AUGGCUUAUGGAUCUUGGGGAUGGUUUCCAAUGCCCUGGAAGCGAAGAGACUUAGAGGAGAAGGCUUACUUGUCAAAGGCAGGCUUAGAGGCUCAUUCAAAGAGGCUCCCUACUCAUUCCAAGAAAAGAAGCCAAAAAGAACAGAAAGAAGUCUACGAGCGCCUAUCUCUUCUCUUAUCCACGCAUAUCGGUCUUUCUCCGGCUGCUCCAGGUAGUGCUCUUGGCUACUGCUUGCUUGGGACAUUCUCUACUUACGGCUCUCAGCGGCACCCUCAUUCUAUCAUAGAUCGUAACAACCAGGCCCGUUGA
This is a messenger RNA of Dovyalis caffra, 309 nucleotides long. Lineage: Eukaryota; Viridiplantae; Streptophyta; Magnoliopsida; Malpighiales; Salicaceae. The record is from the annotation of a GenBank genome assembly.